Messenger RNA from Echinops telfairi (small Madagascar hedgehog), 2496 nucleotides. RefSeq names its product B cell scaffold protein with ankyrin repeats 1 (gene BANK1). Gene Ontology annotation, molecular function: signaling receptor binding; protein tyrosine kinase binding. NCBI's taxonomy places the organism in Eukaryota, Metazoa, Chordata, Mammalia, Afrosoricida, Tenrecidae. Bases 13 to 2403 code for a protein of 796 amino acids. The transcript is spliced from 17 exons. The record is from RefSeq and is a predicted model, not a curated record. Gene Ontology annotation, biological process: negative regulation of phosphatidylinositol 3-kinase/protein kinase B signal transduction; negative regulation of B cell activation; B cell activation.
AGACACAUCCUCAUGAUAUAUGAAGAAGAUGCUGAAGAAUGGGCUCUGUAUUUAAGGGAAGUUUUUUCACAUGCAGUAAAAAAGGAAACAAUUAUGCUAUAUUGCUUGGAAAAUUUCUCUCUUCGACAUUUUGAAUCACUGAAGAUGAACUCUUACAAAUGUAAACUUUUAAUAUUAUCAAACAGCCUGCUGACAGAUCUAACUCCCAAGAAAUGUCAAUUUUUGGAAAAGGUACUGCAGUCACCAGGAAGUGUGGUUACUCUGCUGUGUGGGGUGAAGAGUUCAGAUCAGCUCUAUAAGUUACUAAAUAUCUCUGGAGACAGAUUGGAAAUCUCAACAGAGCAAGAGCCAGAAGACUACAUCUCUCUCAUCAGGAGUGUCCUAUUCAAAGGUUCGGAGAACUCCUUUGAAGCCAACAUUCCCACAGACCUGCCAGGGGGACAUGCUAAUGAAAUAGGCCAGGGAAAGGAAACUGAAGAAUUACCAGGAGCUUUGGAGGCCAGCAAGCCAUUGGCAGUGGUACUUCCUUCUGAAGUUUCAUGUGAGAACCCUGGUGAAAUCUUCAUUAUUUUGAAAGAUGAAGUAAUUGGUGAUACAGUCGAGGUGGAAUUUAUAUCAAAUAAUAAAUCCAUUAGGACACGACCAGCCCUUUGGAAUAAAACAGUCUGGUGUAUGAAAGCAUUAGAUUUUCCUGCUGGCUCUGUCAGAGUAAAUGUCUACGGUGAUGGAACUGUUAAAGCGGAGGCAGAGAUAAAAUACUAUGCAAUGGCAAAAGAUAUGGCAUUUCAAACAGCAGACACAGGAUAUAGAACAUGUCAGGUAUGCCUGCUACUAGUCAUGGUAGCCUUAUAUGCGUGCCGAAGUUGGGCAAUCAGUAGAGAACCUGAAGAAGAACUGAUGGCUUUGAGAUACGAUGCUGAUUCUCAUUUCAAAGAACUUCCAACUCUUCUUCACUGUGCAGCAAAAUUUGGAUUAACGAACCUGGCUACUCAUUUACUGCACUGUUCAGGAGCAAGCUGGGCGUCAAAGAUGAAAAAUACAGAGGGGUCUGAUCCAAUGCAUAUUGCUAAAAUGCAUGGCCACAGAGCGCUCCAGAAGGCCUUCGAAGACUUUGCAAUUCUAGAAAGUAGCAGAAAUAAUGAGCAAGAACAUGAAUAUGAAGAGAAUGUGUGUUCUCCUACUACACAGAAUGCAGUAUUUCAUCCUGAAAGCUGGCAGACAUGCAAGUUGGAUAUAGAAAGAGCUGAGGCAAACAAAGCAACAGAAGAGGAAGAAGCUGGAAAUGACUCAGACCAGGAAGAUGAGCAGAGCCCAAGCGAGGUUGGCAGUGAGGAUUCUGAGAACCAGUACGAUGACUUGUAUGUGUUCAUGCCUGGAGAUGAACCAGAAGAUAACUCACAAGGGCCACUUCUGGGCAACAGACCACCUCUUCCCCCACCACGACCUGUAGCUGCUGCCCCCCAACUGGACAUACCUCAACUGACAUUACCAGGAACAGCACUUCAAGGCCCAAUGUUAAGGCAUAAAAACUGGUGUGAUCCCGGUGGAAGACCAGAUACAGGAAGCGAGCCCCAGGAGGAGGAAGAAGGAGCUGAAAAGGAGCAGGAGGCGGAGGAAGACCCGUACACUUUCACCGAGAUUGAUGACAACGAGUACGAUACAAUACUGGCCAAUAGGAGCAUAAAGAAAAAAUUUGGAAGUCGAUCUUUCAUUAUAAACCGUCCUCCUGCUCCCACUCCUCGGCCCACAAAUAUCCCCCCUAAACAGGAAACCACACCUUAUAUAGCUCAAGUGUUCCAACAAAAAACAGCCCGAAGACAGUCCGAUAGUGACAAGCCCCAUGGACCUCCUAGGAAACAAGACAGAGCUCGAAUGGAGAGUCAAGCCUUUUCCACUCUAAACUGUUGCCUAGCUACUGGUCAGGAGGAACUCAUCCUCCUGCAAGAGAAAGUCAAGAAUGGGAAACUGUCUGUGGAUGAAGCACUGGAGAAAUUUAAACACUGGCAGUUGACAAAGAGUGACCUGGGAAUAAUGCAGCAGGAAAAGCUACGUCAACUGCGAGAUUGCAUUUUCGGGAAAAGACCGGAAGAAGAAAGUGCCUAUGAGAAACUCACCAUUGUGCACCACCCAUGUAAGUUCUUGGAAUCUACUGAAGGACUCGGGACUAAAAUGAAGCACACAGGACCUCCACACCUUGCCUCAGGAUGGAAACCAACUUUUCAAUUCAUGGGCAAACACCUUCCAGGAGCUGCUAGCAGCAUGGAUCAAAUAAGUAUAGUGGUCAGAUGUAAUGAAGUUAUUCAAAAUGAAAAUGUUUCAUAUAGCCUACCUUUCAGCAGUAAGCUUCCUGCUCGAACUCAAGUUGAAAAGGAAUCUGGAUUCUUUUGCAAGAAAGAGUACUAAAACAGGUUAUUAGCAUGAAACUCAAGAAUCUGCAAUCACUGUGCUUUCUGGGUGAAGCAAGCUUGCAUCGGGCUCACCUGUGCUCUGCAGGGC